Messenger RNA from Hibiscus syriacus, 2801 nucleotides. RefSeq names its product beta-galactosidase 5-like. Gene Ontology annotation, cellular component: vacuole; cell wall. Gene Ontology annotation, molecular function: beta-galactosidase activity. NCBI's taxonomy places the organism in Eukaryota, Viridiplantae, Streptophyta, Magnoliopsida, Malvales, Malvaceae. The transcript has 18 exons. Gene Ontology annotation, biological process: carbohydrate metabolic process. The coding region runs from base 247 to 2478 and encodes 743 amino acids. The record is from RefSeq and is a predicted model, not a curated record.
UUACUUGGUGUUUCUAGUUAGCUGUAAUACCAUUUUCUUCUCCAGUAUUCUAAUUUAAUGGCUGAAAAUGCAUAGGACUCUGCCAUGAUUUCUCACAUGCAUGAUCCAAGUACAUAUAAAAACAGCAGACCUCAGAGAUUUCAUCAUGUCAUGUGAACAUAGAACAUUGUUAAAUUGCUGCUAGUUGCAGAGUUGCAGCAAACUUCUCUUUCAUCUAAAAAAAAUUCAAGUUUUUUUUUUCAUUGAAUGGAAAUGGAAACUAGCUCAGUUUCUAAGCUGUUAAUUUUGUUCUUCACGGCCUUGUUUGUGAGUUCUAAGCUGAUCUACUGCACCAUUACGUAUGACAAGAAAUCUAUUCUCAUCAAUGGAAAAAGGAGAAUCCUCAUCUCCGGCUCCAUUCAUUAUCCCAGAAGCACCCCUGAUAUGUGGGAGAGUCUUAUACAUAAGGCUAAAGAGGGAGGCUUGGAUGUCAUAGACACCUAUGUCUUCUGGAAUGGUCACGAGCCUUCUCCAGGAAAUUAUAAUUUCGAAGGGAGAUAUGACCUUGUCCGGUUCAUCAAGACGGUGCAAAAAAUGGGAUUAUACGCUAAUCUUCGCAUUGGACCCUACGUUUGUGCAGAGUGGAACUUUGGAGGAUUUCCAGUUUGGCUAAAGUAUGUUCCUGGUAUCAGCUUCAGAACAGAUAAUGAGCCCUUCAAGAGUGCAAUGCAAGGAUUUACCCAGAAAAUUGUCCAAAUGAUGAAGAACGAAAAACUUUUUGCAUCACAAGGUGGCCCCAUCAUCCUUUCUCAGAUUGAGAAUGAAUAUGGUCCUGAGAGUAAGGCACUUGGAGCAGCUGGUCAUGCAUACGUUAAUUGGGCAGCAAAAAUGGCGGUCGGACUAGAUACUGGAGUACCAUGGGUCAUGUGCAAGGAAGAUGAUACCCCAGACCCUGUGAUAAAUACAUGUAAUGGCUUUUACUGUGAUGCAUUCUCUCCUAACAAACCUUACAAGCCUACAUUGUGGACAGAGGCUUGGAGUGGUUGGUUUACGGAAUUUGGUGGUGCGAUUCACCACCGGCCGGUUCAAGACUUGGCCUUCGCAGUUGCUCGUUUCAUACAAAAGGGUGGCACAUAUAUUAACUAUUAUAUGUAUCAUGGAGGAACCAACUUUGGACGGACUGCUGGGGGACCGUUUAUUACAACCAGUUAUGACUACGAUGCUCCAAUUGAUGAAUAUGGAUUAAUCCGGCAGCCUAAAUAUGAUCAUCUAUUGGAGCUUCAUCGAGCUAUUAAGCUAUGUGAACAUGCUUUAGUUUCCUCAGACCCUACUGUUACUUCUUUGGGAACCUAUCAUCAAGCUCAUGUAUUUUCUUCUAAAGGAAGCUGUGCAGCUUUUCUCUCUAAUUACAAUACGAAAUCUGCUGCCAGGGUGAUUUUUAAUAACAGGCACUACAAUUUGCCCCUUUGGUCUAUUAGCAUCCUUUAUGAUUGCAGAAACGUGGUGUUUAAUACUGCAAAAGUUCGGGUUAAAACUUCACAUACCCACAUGGUGCCGACGAGCUCAAAGAUGUUCUCUUGGGAGACUUGUGAUGAAUCCAUUUCUUCUCUGGGUGAAAGUUCGAGACUCACAGCUAACGAACUCCUGGAGCAGAUGAAUGUCACCAGAGAUACUAGUGACUACCUGUGGUAUGCAACAAGUGUCGACAUCAGUCCAUCGGAAUCGUUUCUACGAGGAGGACAAAAGCCAACUCUCAAUGUGGACUCAGCUGGCCAUGCCCUUCAUGUUUACAUCAAUGGACAGUUUUCGGGGUCAGCAUAUGGGACUAGGAAAGACAGGGCAUUCACACUUUCAGGGCCAGUGAACCUACUUGCUGGAACAAAUCAUAUUGCACUUGUCAGCAUAUCUGUCGGAUUACCGAACGUUGGACUGCAUUACGAGACAUGGAAAACGGGAAUUGUGGGUGUUUACUUGAAUGGCCUUGACGAAGGAAAGAAAGAUUUGACAUGGCAGAAAUGGUCGUACCAGGUUGGCUUGAAAGGAGAAGCAAUGAAUUUGGUCUCUCCAGAUGGGGUCUCAUCUGUUGAAUGGAUCCGAGGUUUACUAGCUGCACGGAGGCAGUCCAUGACAUGGUACAAGGCAUAUUUUGAUGCCCCAGAGGGUAAUGAUCCAUUGGCUUUGGAUAUGCGGAGUAUGGGAAAGGGUCAAGCAUGGAUCAACGGACAGAGCUUAGGAAGAUAUUGGAUGGCGUAUGGGAACGGUGACUGUGCAACUUGUAGUUACUCAGGGACAUUCCGACCGACAAAGUGCCAGAGCGGUUGUGGCCAUCCAACACAAAGAUGGUACCACGUUCCAAGAUCAUGGCUAAAACCAAGAAAGAACUUGUUGGUACUCUUUGAAGAACUCGGCGGCGAUGCAACUAAGAUUUCUCUUGUGAGGAGAACAGUUUCGUAUAAGUCGCGUGGACACCAUCACAAGUCGGGAGGGAAGAAUAAAUAAGAUAUUGCAGUUUGGUUAGUCUAAAUGAGAUUUGGGUAUUGCUUAAAUGUAGCAGAAAUGUAAGGGUUUUAGAAAUAGGCAGUCAUAAUCAAUCAGGUUUGGCAUGGGUGAUGAGAGUCAAGGCAGCUGAUAUCUGUGUUUGAAAAUCCAAUUUUGUGAUUGUUUGGAAAGCAAGAAUCAAUGUUAUGCAGCCGUGAUUUGAAGAAAUGAAUCAUUCUUGCUGGUGAUGCAACACUUAGAGAUUUUAUUUCAACAGGUACGCUUUAUAGAUGUAAUUACUCAAAUUUAAAUCUAUUAAAGAAUGCAAUAUUUUCCUUUGCUAA